Messenger RNA from Penicillium roqueforti, 1341 nucleotides. Its product is annotated as peroxidase family protein. NCBI's taxonomy places the organism in Eukaryota, Fungi, Ascomycota, Eurotiomycetes, Eurotiales, Aspergillaceae. The coding region runs from base 1 to 1341 and encodes 446 amino acids. The record is from RefSeq and is a predicted model, not a curated record. The transcript is spliced from 7 exons. Gene Ontology annotation, molecular function: peroxidase activity.
AUGCGCAUUCUCACUGCAGGGUUUUUUCUUUGCCAAUUGUCACUUUCUACACUAGUAUCGGCUUUCUCGGGGUCAAUGAGCAACCACAAUGGUCAUUCGAGACAUCAAGGCAUGCACAAGUCUUGCCCAUAUGCCAAUGCCAAGGACCAGGCUGAACCGAAGACGGAACAUGAGAAGCGGUUUCUCUUCAGUUUGAUGAAAUCGCCUAUCGAUAUUACCGGAGAACAUGCGUUCCAACCCCCAGACUUCGAGAAUGGUGACCAGCGAGGCCCCUGUCCAGGUCUCAAUGCACUAGCAAAUCAUGGAUAUAUCCCAAGGAGUGGAGUGGUGUCGUUCAUAAAUGUGAUCGCAGCAAUCAACAAAGUGUAUGGCAUGGGUGUCGACUUGGCCACCGUCCUUGCGAUCAUGGGCACCGUCUGGACUGGAGACGUGCUGUCCCUCGAUCCCAGCUUCUCCAUCGGGGGUCCCGAUACUGGCGUUAACAACCUUCUCAACAACUUGGGUGGCAUCCUGGGGAAGCCGCAAGGCCUCAUUGGCUCGCACAAUUUUAUCGAAGCAGACUCCUCCAACACGCGUGAUGAUCUCUACGUUACAGGCAACAGCUGGACACUGAACAUGGACAAGUUCAUGACUUGGUAUAAUAUGUCUUCCGACGGCACUUAUAAUAUGGAUCUCAUGGCUGAACGCGCAAAGAUCCGUAUGGAUCAGACUAUCCAUACAAACCCGGAUUUCUACUACGGACCCGUGACUGGGCUCAUUGCGCGCAACGCCGGUUACAUCUUUGCAGGUCGACUGUUCCGAAAUCACUCGAGUGAAAACCCAGAGGGAACACUGACUAAGAGCCACCUUCGAAAUUUCUACGGCAUCUAUGGCCCGGAACACAAUUUAACCUACCGCGAAGGAUGGGAAAGAAUUCCGGAAAAUUGGUACAAGACUCCUAUAGACUAUGGACUAGUCUCACUCAACGUGGAUGUCAUAGGCUUCAUAUUGAAAUAUCCGGAGCUUGGAAGCAUUGGCGGAAAUCUGGGUGAAGUAGACAGCUUUGCCGGAGUUGAUCUCGGGGAUUUGACAGGUGGUGUAUUGAACCUGGCUAGCCUGCUGAAGGGUAACAACUUACUGUGCUUCGUGGCUGAGGUGCUGAAGUUCGCCAGCCCCAACGCUCUUAGUGGCAUAUACUCCACCGUAGCCAAGCCGUUGGAGUUUGUCACUAAUAUCCUCGCUGUGCCUUUGCUCAACCUUACUUGUCCAGCAUUCCAAGAUCUUCAGCUGGGAGGGAAGCCGCUAUGGGAGGCGCUCCAAGAUGACUUUCCCGGUGCUUUAAAGAGCAACCGUUCGCUUUAG